AUGCCAACGGGAAACUUAGAAGAUAAUCUACACCGCUUUAAACAAAAGGCCAAAGGGUUCACUAUUGGAGGCCAGGAAGUGAGAGAUCCGAAGUCAGGUCCUCCUCCAUCUCAUAAACUCGUCAUUAACAACAAGCAUUUUCUCCAGUCAGGGAAGACCACCAAGAUCCAGCCAAUCAUUAAAUGUGAUGAAAAGCGUUACACUGAAAACUACUGUCCGAUUUCGCUUUUAUCAGCCUUUAUUGAAAUUCUAGAAAAAAAGGAUAUAGUUCACAGAUUACAAAUCUUCCACGAAGAUAUAAACCAAUCUGAAAAGGCAGCGUUAGCUCUCAGUCAGUGCCACUUUGUUCAGUCCUUCGUUGCCUCCCGUGCCAGGAUGGCGGCGCUCUUCCAGGUCCUAGCAAUGGCUCUCCUCUUCGCCUAUGCUUUUUCCCAGCUUUAUCGAGAACCAGAGCUCUGGCAAGACGAUUAUGUCAGCGAGAUCAGUGACCAGAGCGACACCGACGUUCCCGACGAUCCAGACUUUCUGGCUUUGCUGGCAGCUGAAGACGAGGAAGACGAAGACGACAGUGAGGAUGAGGACGACGACCCCCUGGAGCAUUUUGUCGACGUCUUGAGGAAACUAAAGCAGGAGGAGGGGAUUGACGAAGACGUGAUCCCGCUCCUGCUUUCGGAACCCGAAGGCGAGGACGAGGACAAGGAACAUGCAAGUGAAGCAGAAAGCGGAGAGGAACAAGUCGCACGCGAGCUAAGGAGGGAGAAGAGGUCCCCUGCGAGAGGAAGCUCCAGUAGAUCGUCUUCGUCUCGAUCGAGCAGUUCGUCGUCGUCCUUCAGCAGAAGUAGAAGUAGCAUCAGUAGCAUAAGAAGCAGCUUUUCUGGUAGAAGCAGAAGUAGAAGUACCAUCAGUAGCAUAGGAAGCAGCAGCAGACCUAGUACAAGCAGCACCGGAGGAGUUUCAAAUGGAUGGAACACUGGCACUUCGGGAACAAAUCCAACUAGAACAAAUCCCGUUUCUGGAGGCACUCGACCGUUCAGGUAUCCAGGCAGCACAGGCUUUUCCACUGGGUAUGGGUACAGAGGAUAUCCUGCAGCAGGCUUCGGCCACGGGCGCGGCGGCGGUUUCCACGGGAUGGGCGGGCUCGCCGUCGGCAAGACCGCCAAGACGCUCCUGGGCGCCUACAUGAAGAUGAAGAUCGCCAAGUACGCCCUCAAGUUCGGAGCCGAGGCCGCCAAGGCUUACUUCCAGUACAAGCUAAGAGAAGAGAUGAGAGAGGAAGACCGCGAUAAAGAAGAAUUGGAGGAAGAGGACGAGUCGCGCCAUGUGCCCCCCGCCCUCCGCUUUGUCGCGCGGGGCCGCGCCAAUCUCGCCGCUCUCCCCCCGCCACCGAAGGGCGAGCCUCUCCCCGGGUCGCGCAGGAGGGAAGGAGCUUGUUAUGAGUGGCUGAGUGGAUCUCUCUGA
Molecule: messenger RNA, 1458 nt
Organism: Penaeus indicus
Lineage: Eukaryota; Metazoa; Arthropoda; Malacostraca; Decapoda; Penaeidae
Product: AP-3 complex subunit beta-1-like
Exons: 8
Coding region: 1-1458 (485 amino acids)
Source: RefSeq, a predicted model, not a curated record